This is a messenger RNA of Porites evermanni, 681 nucleotides long. The record is from the annotation of a GenBank genome assembly. NCBI's taxonomy places the organism in Eukaryota, Metazoa, Cnidaria, Anthozoa, Scleractinia, Poritidae.
AUGAUAACGGCGGAGGACGAAGAAGGUGAAAAAGCAAGGGCCCUCCGUCGUAAACUUAUCAAAAAUAUUGUCGAAGCUAAACUAAAAAAUGAGCGAGAAAAUGAAAGACUUGGCAGACAGCUCGGUCAACUGGCGAAAGAGGAAGAACGAGAAAUGCGAAAUAUUCAGCGUAAUCUUGUUUCAUUAAGAAGCGAACUUCAGGCUAUGGAAACUGCAAAAACAAGUGAUAAACGACUUAAAGUAUCGAGCGCAGUCCACACACAUGUUAGCGAUAGAGGAGACUUUCUGGUGGGUUACUCAAAAAGAGAGGACAGGCUAUAUCAGCGAAGGCAAUCUGAUUUCAGUUGCAGAUCACCAAUGAGUUUUCUUGAAUUAAGGCGUUUACCGCGAUUACAGUCUACAGAAGAGGGUCUUGUUGUUUGGCCUUUGCCUCCUGUCCGACACUCCAUCAGUUACGACAGGGAACUUCAGGGAUCGCUGAUCAAACAACGCGGAAGAAGUUUCGCUCUUCCUAAAAUUGAACUGCCCGAUAACGAUAAAGUUAAAGGCCGCAAGAGACUGCAAUCAUCUCCGGCGGUAUUAAAGAGCCUGAGCACAAGCCAAUUGGCAACAAUUAAUAGCGAAGGAUCACGGCCAAAACAACAACAGGAUUCAACUAAUCAUGAGGCAGAAGACGAAUGA